Messenger RNA from Carcharodon carcharias (great white shark), 1830 nucleotides. RefSeq names its product homeodomain-interacting protein kinase 4-like. Gene Ontology annotation, biological process: peptidyl-threonine phosphorylation; peptidyl-serine phosphorylation. Gene Ontology annotation, cellular component: nucleus; cytoplasm. The record is from RefSeq and is a predicted model, not a curated record. Bases 1 to 1830 code for a protein of 609 amino acids. Gene Ontology annotation, molecular function: protein serine/threonine kinase activity; ATP binding; protein tyrosine kinase activity. Lineage: Eukaryota; Metazoa; Chordata; Chondrichthyes; Lamniformes; Lamnidae. The transcript has 3 exons.
AUGUCUGUCAUCCAUUCUGAAACAGACAUCUACGACAUUAUUCAGAUCCUGGGCAAAGGGACAUUUGGUGAGGUGGCAAAAUGCUGGAAGAGGAGCACUGGCCAUUUCGUCGCCAUCAAGAUUCUCAAAAGUGACUCGUACCGAGCUCGAAUCAUCAAAAAUGAAUUAAAAAUGUUGAGAGUGCUGGGAUCAGUGGAUCCUGAUCAAUACCACUUCAUCCGAUUCUUUGAGUGCUUCCAUGAUGACAUCAAGUCAUACCUAGUCUUUGAGCUCAUGGAGCAGAACAUAUUUGAGUUUCAGAAGGAGAACAACUUUGCCCUCCUCCCAGCCAGGCACAUUCGGACGAUUACCACCCAGGUCCUGAGGGCACUCCAGAAACUAAAGGACCUGUCAAUCAUCCACGCUGACCUCAAGCCAGAGAAUAUCAUGAUCAUUGAUCAGAAGCGAUUCCCUUUCCGUGUGAAAGUGAUCGAUUUUGGAUCUGCAAGCAUAUUUCACGAGGUGCGGUACGUUAAAGAACCAUACAUCCAAUCCCGGUUUUAUCGCUCGCCCGAGAUUCUCCUUGGUCUUCCUUUCUGUGAGAAGGUGGACAUGUGGUCCCUGGGCUGUGUGAUGGCUGAACUACACCUGGGCUGGCCCCUCUACCCCGGCAACAGCGAGUACGACCAGAUCCGGUACAUCGUUGAGACGCAAGGUCUGCCCAAGGACCACCUCCUGAACGCAGCCACCAAGGCAAACCAUUUCUUCAGAAGGAACCCCCGGCAGCAUUCAGCCCACCAGUGGCAACUCAAGUGCGCCUCCGAUUAUCAGGCCGAGACCAUGGUUCAGCCGCUGGAGAGGAGGAAGUACGUCCUGAAGUCUUUGGACCAACUGGAGACUAUUAACAUCACCAAGACGGUCUUUCCAGACGAUGAGGUCAUUGCUGAGUUCCACGAUCGCAAAAAUAUGGUGGAGCUCAUCAAAAGGAUGCUUACUUUGGACUCUCAUGAGCGUAUCACGCCCAGCGCAGCCCUGAAGCAUCCCUUUGUCACCAUACAGCAGCUCAAAAUGACUCACGAACACACAAAGUAUUACGACCUAUCCAUCCAAGGGCUCAACGCAGCUCUGAACUGCGACAGGAGGGUUCUGACUGACCGACAUUACUACAACGAGGCCUACUAUCCGAACUCUGAUUACUAUGAGUGUCGGCAGGCCCACCAUAUCCCCAGCAUCAGCUCAAUGCAGAGGGCCAUUGACAAGAUGGACAGCUUGACCAUCGAGGAGCCGGGAGCCCUGAGCAUGUGGCCUGAGGGAGCAGGAAAUGCGGGAUACCAGCCUUCAACCUCAAAGGCCGGCAGUUCCACAUGCCUGCCCCAUUCAUACCACCAGGGGGCUUGCUGUAGGGCCAGUCACCCUGCUCACCGGCAUAGGAAAGAACCAGUCAUGGGCUACUUCGCCAACCGAUGUGGAAUGAAGCAGCGAAAGGCUCCUCACCAUUCCCAGUCAGAUCCUAAUUUUGGGAAUGUGAUCCUGCUCGGGCAGGAACCUUCCACGGAGGUCAUUAACUGGGAGGAGGAAGAAACGGAGGCCAUUUUUUCCACACCCUCGUCCUCAGCACAAGAAGCAAAGAGGCCCGAGGAGCUUCUGGACACCAAAGAACCUUCAGGUCCCGAGGUAAACCUGGUGAAAGUACUUGGCAAACGUGAGGGGUUGCCAGGGUGUUCAGGUGGCAUCCAGCUCUACCAUCGGUUAAUCAAGUGCUUUAUUGGCAAAGGUGCAGUGGCCAAAAAACGAUUCCGACAUUUGGUGCCUGGAACUGAACACAGUGCUCCAGGUGCUCUGUACAAAUGA